CCCACCACCCGAGCCAUUUCUCCUUCCCCACCGAAGCCAACGACCAAGCAAACCCUAGAAUCUCGAGCGCACGAGAGAGAUCUCCAAGGUCGCAGCCAUGGCGAUGCGUGCCCUGUACAACGAGAUCCGCGCGAUGAAGGUGCGCGAGGUUCCGGCGUACCUCAAGCCGCGCCUCACCUGGGAGAACGUGAAGAAGAGCACCGACAAGGCCGUCGACGGCUACAUCGAGAAGUACAUCGAGACCAACUCCCCGGAGCCGCUCUUCCACAUCUGCUUCGGCGGCAUGGCCUUCUUCUACCUCGUCAACCUGCCCGUCGAGCGCCGCCACCUCGAGCACCUCGAGAAGCACGGCGGCGGCCACUAGAUCCGGACCCGCCUCGCGCAGGAGAGCUUAUCUUCUGCCGAUUCAGGAUGGUAUUAUCCAUUUUCUUUGGCUGAUGAGCUACCUGGAGCUGAUGUUCAUUUGAUGGCUGGUUUAUUUUGUACGGAAAGGCAGCAACAAACUGUCUAGUUCACCCUUAUGUUCCUCCUUGUCUUGUCAUAAGCAACUUCAAACUGGGAAGUGCAUGUAUUGUGAUUAAAAAACAUUUUCUGCAAAUUGAGUGCAAGUUCUUUGCGAUAUACUCCA
Messenger RNA from Lolium rigidum, 628 nucleotides. RefSeq lists its product as uncharacterized. Lineage: Eukaryota; Viridiplantae; Streptophyta; Magnoliopsida; Poales; Poaceae. The record is from RefSeq and is a predicted model, not a curated record. The coding region runs from base 98 to 364 and encodes 88 amino acids. The transcript is spliced from 2 exons.